AUGUAUUUCCUUUAUUUAGAACUCUUGAUACCAAAUAAAUGUAGGGUAUCUGAUAACAUGGCGAAAGAAAUGGUUAUUGUCAUGAUUGUGUCCAUGGGACUUUUGUUUCUUUCAAGUGCAAUAGAGCCAUAUGAAAGGCCGUUCAGUAUAAGCGACAGGUCGAUAUCCAAGCCUUACCUGCGUCAUGAAACGAUAACAUUUGCAGAGAUUACAGCUGUAUCGGUUGUUAUUCCUCUUGUACUCAUGUUUGUGAUACUCCGUAUAAAUACUAUAGAGAGAGUCUAUGAAGUAUACUUCUACCUGUCGUUUCUGCUAGCCUGCCUCAUCACAUCUUCUAUUGUUGAGAACAUGAAAAAUAUAAUUGGAAGGCUUAGGCCUGAUUUUCUAAGCAGAUGCAGCCCCGCCGGUGGAAAGUGCACAGGAAAUCCCCGGGUAAUUCUUGAAGGAAGAAGGAGCUUUCCAUCUGGGCAUACCUCGAUCGCAGCAUGCGGAUUUAUAUUUCUGAUGCUCUUUGCCUCCAAGGAAUUUGGACUCCCUAGGUUGAGAGCAAAGAUGAACCAAGUCUUUGUUUUUCUACUUUAUCUUGCAUUUUUAAUGGUGCCUAUCGCUGUAGGAGCAAGUCGAGUAAUGGACAGCAAGCACUUUAUUUCUGAUGUGGUAGGAGGAGGAGUUAUUGGAGUGCUUGUUGGGGUUGCUAGAUUUAAGCGUUUGGAAAUGGAUAUUGUGAAAGAAAGAUAUAAGAAUGUUAUUGUGAACGACAUAAAUGGAGCAGAAAAUCAGGCCUAG
Molecule: messenger RNA, 786 nt
Organism: Encephalitozoon romaleae SJ-2008
Lineage: Eukaryota; Fungi; Microsporidia; Unikaryonidae
Product: membrane associated phosphatidic acid
Exons: 1
Coding region: 1-786 (261 amino acids)
Biological process (GO): phospholipid metabolic process
Molecular function (GO): phosphatidate phosphatase activity
Source: RefSeq, a predicted model, not a curated record